GCGGAUUUUCACCAUCUCGAUCUGCCCCCCCCCCCCAAGCUCCUACUCUUCCUUGAAGAAUCUUCGCAGUUUCAGAGAUCGGAGGAAGAUGAAGCUGUCCUAAGAAGACCUCAAGGUUGUGUCUUGUAGUGGGAUUUUUAAAACAUGGGGAAGGAAAAUGCAGUCUCUCGUCCUUUCACUCGUGCCCUUGCCUCUGCAUUGCGCGCUUCAGGAGGGACUUCUACUACACAUAAUCAACAGAGAGCAAACACAAAAAGACCAGCCUCGGAGGAUAAUAACAUCACUGAGCCACCCAAUAAGAAGAAGAAGCGGGUGGUACUAGGGGAUAUCUCAAAUGUUGUUGGCUUCAAUGCAGCUAAACUUGAGGCGAAAAACAUCAAGCAGGUAAAGAACGGAUCGGCUGUUACCUCAGAUGUUACUGAUGACACAGAUGAUAACUGUACUGAGAAGUGGAGUCUCAGAUUGCCUCCAAGACCUCUUGAAAGAUCAGCUUCAACAGUUGGGAAAAGUGAUGUUAUUGGUAGUUCAACUGAACUGGAUAUCUCAAAAGUCAUAAACAUUGAUUCUGAGGACAGUGAUCCUUUACUCUGCUGCCUCUAUGCCCCUGAAAUCUACUACAAUUUGCGUGUUUCAGAGCUUAAACGGAGACCGGUUCCAGACUUUAUGGAGAGGACACAGAAGGAUGUCACUCAGUCCAUGCGGGGAAUUCUUGUUGAUUGGCUUGUGGAGGUCUCUGAGGAAUACACGCUUGUUCCUGACACUCUUUACCUCACAGUGUAUCUCAUAGACUGGUUUCUCCAUGGAAACUACUUGGAAAGACAGAGUCUUCAACUCCUCGGCAUCACUUGCAUGCUAAUUGCCUCGAAGUAUGAGGAGAUUACUGCGCCACGCGUUGAAGAGUUCUGCCUCAUGACAGAUAACACUUACACAAGAGACCAGGUCCUGGAAAUGGAGAACCAAGUACUUGCGCAUUUCAGCUUUCAAGUAUACACUCCCACUCCAAAAACGUUCCUAAGGAGGUUUCUCAGAGCAGCGCAAGCCUCUUACAUGAGCCAGCGCCUUGAACUGGAGUUUCUAGCUAGCUACUUAACGGAGUUGACGUUAAUAGACGGUCAUUUCUUGAAGUUUCUUCCUUCUGUCAUAGCUGCUUCAGCUGUUUUUCUUGCCAAAUGGACAUUAGACCAAUCAAACCAUCCAUGGAAUCCAACACUGGAGCACUACACAACGUACAAAGCUUCUGACCUGAAAGCAUCUGUUUAUGCCUUGCAAGAUCUGCAGCUUAACACCAGAGGUUGUCCUUUGAGCUCUAUACGCAUGAAGUAUAGGCAAGAGAAAUUCAAAUCUGUGGCGGUUCUCAUUUCUCCAAAACUACUUGACACACUAUUCUGAAGGAGUAAACCGAACGGUUUAACUCCUAACCGAUGAUGAAUCUGUAAGAUUGAUGGUCCGGUCCGGUUCGUCUUCAUUCAUCUGUUGCUCUUUUUGUUCAUAAAACAGUCCCACUCAUCUAGUACCUGAUUAGAAUCCGGUUUAGGUUGGUUUAGUUUGAUCUGGUGUUUGGUU
Molecule: messenger RNA, 1563 nt
Organism: Eruca vesicaria subsp. sativa (arugula)
Lineage: Eukaryota; Viridiplantae; Streptophyta; Magnoliopsida; Brassicales; Brassicaceae
Source: the annotation of a GenBank genome assembly